AUGGAUAAUUGUUUUCCCAAGAAUUACGCUGUCCGUCGAUUACCAACGUUUAAAAAUAUUGAAAAUAUAAUAAGACAAAAAACCAGUUCCUUAAUUAACGAGCAUGAUAAAAAUAAAUUUAGGGAGGGAUGCAGAUAUUUGGCUGAUUAUCUAAUUAAAAAUAAUAAUCCACCAAAAUAUUAUGAAAAUUUUAAAGUUACGUGGAAGGGAACACUAAAUUAUUGGUUAAAAGGUUACUAUAAAAAUCUAAUCAAAUAUGGACGAUGUCCUUUAAUUUUAGAGGAAAAAGAUAAACAAAUUUUAGAAUUAAACUAUGAUGAAGAAGAUUUCUGUGAAAUGAAAAAUGAAUAUCUAGAAGAAAUAAAACGUUUAAGUAAAAAAUCAAAGAAUUCUGAUAGUUAUUCAAGCAAAUGUAAUGAAUAUAAUGAGUGGAUUGAUAAAAUGAAAAACUAUUUUGAGGAAAAGAGAAGCCUUUUUGGAAUAUGCUACCAAAAAAAAGAUAAAAAGAAAAAAAAAAAAGGAAGUUCAGAAGUUAUAUGCGACUUAAUGAACAAUCAAACUUUCAAAAAACUUACUGACUGCCCCCUAGUAGAUAAAUUACAACCUCGUGAAGGUCAAUCUGAAAAGGAAGAAAUAGGUUCACAAACACAAGAUAAAGAAAAAAACGGAGAAUCACCUAUAUCACACGAUUCACCCAAACAAGCCGAACAAACUGAACCUACAGAGGGAGCUACCCGUAAUCAUAUAGAUCAAGAUACAAAACAAAAUCACCAUGAGGAGAUAAAUAAACAGGAAUCUGAAUCUCCACCUGGUCUCCAAACAAAAACUUAUUUAUCAUCACUUGAAUCUCCUUCUAAGGAAGUUGAAGCUAAUUCUGAAAAUUCUUUACAGUCUCAGACACCAUCACUUCUCUCAAAUUCCCAACCAUCCUCAGAAGUAUCAGGUAAAUCUGUAUCUCCUGCUUCAGUUCCGCUAGAUACAAAACCAGAAAAUCCUUCCGAAAGAACACUAUCUUCUCCAAUAUCAAAAUCCUCUUCAAGCUCUUUUGUUUCAACUAUACCCUCUGUAACUUCAGGACAGUUAAAAAAAAAAAAAAAGAUAAAAAGAAGACAAACAAAAUUUCUUAAAAUACUAAUACCUUCACAUUCGGGCAGAAAAAGAGAAUUUUUAACUCAUAAUCAUUUGGAGCACCCAUGUUAUGAUGAUGAAGAAAUUACUAAAAAAAUAAAAAUAUUUGAAAAUAACGUGAUAAAAAAUUUACAAGAGAAGAAGCAAAAAAAUGAAAGGACUAAAACUAUCAUAGAAGUACAUUUGGAAGUACUUGAAGCGUACAGAAAAGAAGAAUGGGAAUGCAAAAAAGGAGAAUUUUUAGAAAUAUGUCUAGAUGUAUUAAAAAAAGAAAGAUAUGGAACUCAUUCUAAUUUAACAAAUGAUGAUCUAAUAAUGAAAAACGUUAAAAGUUGCGGUCAUAUUGAAAAACAAAAAAUCUUAUGGAACAAGUGGAUAGAAAAACAUAAAAAUAUUUCUGAUAAAUUUAAAAAAGUGGACUGGUUUAAUAAUUUGAAAAAUGAUUGGAAAAAAGAAAAAUCAUACAUAAAAGGAAUGGUAGAAUUAAAAAAUAAGUCAUCGAAUGAAUAUAAAAAUAUUCUGUUCUUGCAAAGAGAGAAAGAUGUAUGGAGGAGGUGGAUAUCAGAAAAGGGAAAGAUUCUAAAACAAUAUAUUGAUCAAAAUUGGUUUAAAGAAUCAUCAGAUGUUAACCAGAAUAUGUUAGAUGAAUACAAAAAUGAAGAAAAAGUAAAUGAUAUGUUACUAAUAAAUAUAGAAGAAUUGGAACACGGAAAAAAUUAUGAAGAAUUAUAUAAAUAUAUAAAAACAAAAUUACUAUCAAAACUUUGUAUAUUAGUACUUAUGACAAUAUUAGAAGAAUGCAAAAAAGAGGAGUAUAUAGAAGAUAGAGAAUUACAUUUAGAUACUUCCAUAAAUGAAAGGAAAACUAAAAAAAAUUCAGAAAAAAUACCAGAAAUUUCAGAUAAAUUUAUUGAAAAGUAUAGUAACGUUUAUGAAAAUAACAAAAAUAGCAAUAUUCAUAAUAAUAUAGAGGAGAACUUCUUUAUGGAAGAGAUGAACGAUUGGAUAGGAGAAGAAGUAACUUAUGUAAAUUCCAUAGAAUGUGUAAGUAAUAUUGACAAAUAG
Molecule: messenger RNA, 2193 nt
Organism: Plasmodium malariae
Lineage: Eukaryota; Apicomplexa; Aconoidasida; Haemosporida; Plasmodiidae
Product: STP1 protein
Exons: 3
Coding region: 1-2193 (730 amino acids)
Source: RefSeq, a predicted model, not a curated record